GCCACUGACGUUACACUUCCGGUUCCACCUCGCAACAGCACUUUAGCUACAACGACGGCGGGAAGUUGUUAUCAUCAAUUUAACCACAAAUCAGCAACAACUUAACGGACGAAAUUGUUAACGAUCGACAGCUGACUAUCUAAGACUGAUGGACCUGUAAACGGAAACACGCUAACUGUUCACUGAGCUCAGCGACGUUGGAUCCAGCUAUCAUGGCUAACGUCGGGAACCAGCUACCAACACAGGCCGUUAGCAAGCCUGCAGCAGGGAAACAUGGAAAUGUACUGCCCCUGUGGGGCAACGAAAAGACUAUGAACCUCAACCCAAUGAUUCUCACCAAUGUGCUGUCCUCGCCGUAUUUCAAAGUUCAGCUUUAUGAACUAAAGACCUACCACGAAGUUGUGGACGAAAUCUAUUUCAAGGUGACUCAUGUUGAGCCUUGGGAAAAGGGAAGCAGAAAGACCGCAGGCCAGACUGGAAUGUGCGGAGGGGUACGUGGAGUUGGGACUGGUGGAAUCGUGUCAACGGCUUUCUGUCUUCUAUACAAACUGUUUACUCUCAAGCUGACUCGCAAACAGCUGAUGGGUCUGAUCACUCACACAGACUCUCCCUACAUCAGAGCACUUGGCUUCAUGUACAUACGAUACACUCAGCCUCCAGCAGAUUUAAUAGAAUGGUAUGACGGCUUCCUGGAUGAUGAGGAGAUGCCCAUUGUGCAGCAGGAGCUCGACGUGAAAGCUGGAGGUGGAUGUGUGAUGACCAUCGGAGAGAUGCUGCGCUCCUUCUUGACCAAACUGGAGUGGUUCUCCACAUUGUUCCCCCGUAUCCCAGUGCCUGUGCAGAAGAUUAUUGACCAGCAGAUGAAGGCUAGGCCUCGGAAGGUCGCUCAGAAGGAAACGCAGGAAGAAGAGGCUGAAUACACAGAGACUGCAAAGCAAGGGGAACGCCGCCGCUCCAGGACCCCCAGACGGACACCGAGCCCCAGACGGUCUCCUAAACGGUCAAGGAGCAGGAGCCACCAUCGUGAGCGAGAACGCCACGGCCCCAGCUUCGACCGUGAGCUGGAGAGGGAGCGCGACCGGCAGAGGAAGGAGAGGGAGGGCAGGGACCGAGAUAGGGACAGAGGGGACAGAGGAGACAGGGAGAGGCGACGAUCCCGAAGCACAGACAGAAACCAAGACAGACGAGAACGUAGAAGAAGUCGCAGCAGCAGCCGGGACCGAAGGAACGAACGUAGAGACAAGGAGAGGGACGGAGGGGAUGACAGGAGCAAGAGGAAGGACAGAGAUCACCACAAAGAUCGAGGGACUGAGAGGGAGCGGUCCAGGGAUAAAAAGAACAGGGGAGAGACUGACGACAGGAGGCAUAAAGACGACAGGGAGAGGCACAGAGAAGAGAGGAAGGCGAAAAGGUCGAGCCGGAGUCGAAGCAGGGAGAGGAGACACAAAAGCGGGGUAGAGGAGAAGAGCAGGAAACGAGAGCGCAGCCACAGCAGAGAGAGGGACAGGGAUAGAGACGGAGAGCAGCGUUCUCACAAACGUAGUCGUAGCAAAGACAGGAGCCAUCAUCAGCGAGAGUCCAGUAAUGACCAUAGUAAACAUAGUGAACGCAGAAGGAGUCAGAGCACUGAGUAAACGUCACCUUGGAGCAAUAUUACUUCUACUCCUGUGUUUUUUCUUCCUUUUUUUUUCUACCCAGUUGUCUAGUCUGUCGUUUGUGCUACAGAGAAGGAACGUUAGCACAUCGGACAUCUGGAAUUGUUGUCUUUGGCCGAUGUAAUGUUGCUUUACGUUUAUGUUUUCCUGCCUUUUUCACUCCCCAGUAAAUCAUUGUUAGUCUUCACUUGAAAUUCGAAAAGUGGAAAAAAAAUGGCAUUUUAAUUUUCUAUGGUUCAUUUCUUUUGCCCCCGAAAGAUGUGGGUUUGUAUAUAAUGUUUCGGAGGCUGUCUACACAUAAGUGGUCUGAGUUGCAUUCAUUGCUGGGUUGGGCGCAGUCAAGCGUAGCUCAACACUGAUUCGUUUUCAUAACAUUUUUGUAAUCUACAGAGAAGAACUGUUAUGUUCAGGCUGUUCAAAAGCCAAUACAAACCUUUUUUAAAAUUUGACUAAUCUUACAGUUUUACAUUUUUAAGCUAUAUUCUGAUUAGACACGCUCUAAGGGUCAGAAUUUAACGGUUGACGUUCAAAUUUGAGCACAGCUGCGAUUUAUGGCUCAAACCGGCACAAAGCAAUUCUGUCCACAACCGUGUGUAGACAGCCUGAGAAUGUUUUAAUCCCCUAAAGGGCAGUCUGCAAAGGGUAAUUUUUACUACACACACUGAGCCCUGCUUGUGCUGUGUUUGGGUUAUUGCUCUGUUGCAUUUUGUUUUCUAAUAAAAACACUUUUACGAACAA
This is a messenger RNA of Thunnus maccoyii (southern bluefin tuna), 2393 nucleotides long. It is a transcript of the gene prpf38b, whose product is annotated as pre-mRNA processing factor 38B. The transcript is spliced from 7 exons. Lineage: Eukaryota; Metazoa; Chordata; Actinopteri; Scombriformes; Scombridae. Bases 213 to 1634 code for a protein of 473 amino acids. Gene Ontology annotation, cellular component: precatalytic spliceosome. The record is from RefSeq and is a predicted model, not a curated record.